GGUCUGGGAUCCGAACCCCGCGAUCGCGGCCCACCGCGCGACCGUGAGAGAAAGUUGACCGGCUGGGCGGCUUGUUCCGCGCCCGGCCCGCGCGAGGUAGAGGUGUCUGUCUGUCCGUCCGCGCUCCGUGAUAGCCGGGGUGGGAGAUCGAGUCGCACUGCCGGGUCGCGUGGGUCAGGGCUCUUGCCCCACCCUUCCACGGGGACACGAAGUGCUAGAUCCUUAGGAGAAGUCUUGGGGUGCACAGCAGUUGUGAAGGCCGCCAGACGGUUCUGCCUUUCACCACCGCCUCGAGGGAGAUCAGAAGACAUUUUGGAAUCCCCUGGAGUUACAGGUGGUUGUGAACCACCAUGUGGGUGCUGAGAACAGAACCCGAGUCCUCUGGAAGAGCAGCCAAUACUCUUCACCACUGAACCAUCUCUCCAGCCCGUGGUAUUUUAUUUUUAGGAACCAUGUGUUGUCAUAGGUUAAAAAAAUAAAUCAUGACUGAAUCUGCAUCUAGCACAAGUGGUCAAGAGUUUGAUGUGUUCAGUGUUAUGGACUGGAAGGAUGGAGUUGGUACCUUACCAGGAAGUGACUUAAAGUUUAGGGUGAAUGAAUUCGGAGCUUUGGAGGUUAUCACCGAUGAGAGUGAGAUGGACAGUGUCAAGAAAGCCACUGCCACCACCACUUGGAUGGUCCCGACCGCUCAAGAGGCCCCGACCUCUCCCCCGAGCUCCAGGCCCGUAUUUCCACCUGCCCACUGGACAUCUCCACCUGGAUGUCCCACAGUCUUUUCAGAGAAGACUGGGGUACCAUUCAGGUUGAAGGAUCAAUCAAAAGUAGAUGGGCUUCAGUUCUGUGAGAACUGUUGUCAGUACGGCAACGGCGAAGAGUGUCUCUCUGGAGGAGGAAACUAUUGCAGCCAGAACUGUGCUCGGCACGUCAAAGACAACAGAGAUCAGAAGGAAGAAAGAGAUGGAGGUGAAGACAACGAAGACGAGGAUCCCAAGUGUAGUCGGAAGAAAAAACCAAAAUUAUCUCUGAAAGCUGACUCCAAGGAGGAUGGAGAAGAGAGAGAUGAUGAAAUGGAGAACAAGCAAGAUGGAAGGAUCCUGAGGGGUUCCCAGAGAGCCAGGAGGAAAAGACGUGGAGACUCAACCGUCUUAAAGCAGGGUUUGCCUCCUAAAGGCAAGAAAACUUGGUGCUGGGCAUCCUACCUGGAGGAGGAGAAAGCUGUGGCAGUGCCGGCAAAGCUGUUCAAAGAGCACCAAUCCUUUCCAUAUAACAAAAAUGGAUUCAAAGUCGGAAUGAAACUAGAAGGUGUGGACCCGGAGCAUCAGUCUGUGUACUGUGUCCUCACCGUGGCUGAGGUUUGUGGAUAUCGGAUAAAGCUUCACUUUGAUGGAUAUUCUGACUGCUAUGACUUCUGGGUAAAUGCGGACGCUCUGGACAUCCACCCUGUAGGAUGGUGUGAGAAAACUGGCCACAAGCUCCAGCCUCCAAAAGGGUAUAAAGAAGAAGAAUUUAAUUGGCAGUCCUACCUGAAGACCUGCAAAGCCCAGGCUGCUCCCAAGUCAUUAUUUGAAAAUCAGAACAUAACAGCGAUCCCGUCAGGCUUUCGGGUUGGAAUGAAGCUCGAGGCUGUAGACAAAAAGAACCCUUCCUUCAUCUGUGUUGCUACGGUAACAGAUAUGGUGGACAAUCGCUUCCUGGUACAUUUUGACAACUGGGAUGAGAGCUAUGACUAUUGGUGUGAAUCGUCCAGCCCACACAUCCAUCCAGUUGGUUGGUGUAAAGAACACAGAAGAACCCUCAUUACCCCACCAGGCUACUCGCACGUGAAACACUUUUCUUGGGAUAAGUAUUUAGAAGAAACCAAUUCUUUACCUGCUCCUGCAAGAGCUUUCAAAGUGAAACCGCCACAUGGAUUCCAGAAAAAAAUGAAGCUUGAAGCUGUAGACAAAAGAAAUCCAUUGUUUAUCAGAGUAGCAACUGUAGCAGAUACAGACGAUCACCGGAUCAAGGUUCAUUUUGAUGGCUGGAGCAGUUGCUAUGACUACUGGAUAGAUGCAGACUCUCCAGAUAUUCACCCUGUGGGCUGGUGUUCCAAAACUGGUCAUCCUCUUCAGGCUCCACUAAGCCCUGCAGAAUUAAUGGAGCCAUCAGAAACCGGGGGAUGUCCAACUCUAGGCUGCAGGGGGAUUGGUCAUUUUAAAAAAUCAAGGUACCUGGGAACUCAGAGUGGUGCCUACUGCCCCUAUUCAGAAAUCAACUUGAAUAAAGAGCGCAUUUUCCCAGACCGCCUAAGCGGUGAGAUGCCUCCAUCUAGUCCAACAUUUCCAAGAAGUCGAAGGACAGACAUAAAUGAAAACUCAUCAUCUCCUGAAACCAGGGAACACCGUGCUAAUGACGUCAAAGAAGACUCUGCACAGAAACCAGAAAAUGAAGUGAGAACGUCAGUCGAAGCCAAAGUUGUUCGGGAAGAGCCUACCCCUACCAUCCAGCAGGCUCAGCAGGUACAGAAGGCUCAACAGGUACCCCAAGUACAGCAGGCUCAGGCUGUUCAGCAGCCCCCACAGGUACCGCAGCCUCAGCAGCCUCCGAAGGCGCCACAGACCCAGCCGCCUCAGCAGGUUCAACAGGGGCAGCAGACUCCGCAGGCGCAGCAGGCUCAACAGUUGCCUCUACCCGCUCAGCAGCCUCAGCAGCCUCCCCAGCAGGUCCAGCAGACUGCGCAGGCGCAGCAGACUCCCCAGCAGGCCCAACAGGCCCAGCAGGCUCAGAGGCGGUCAGCUGUCUUUUUCUCCUUUAAGCCCCCAAUUCCAUGUCUGCCCCUGCGCUGGGAACAGCAAAGCAAGCUUCUUCCAACUGUCGCUGGAAUCCCUGCCAGUAGAGUUUCCAAAUGGAGCACAGAUGAGGUGUCGGAAUUCAUUCAGAGCUUGCCUGGAUGUGAAGAACAUGGAAAGGUGUUUAAGGAUGAACAAAUUGAUGGAGAAGCAUUUUUACUCAUGACCCAAACAGACAUUGUUAAAAUUAUGAGCAUUAAGCUGGGUCCAGCUCUCAAAAUUUUCAAUUCUAUUCUGAUGUUUAAAGCUGCGGAGAAGAAUUCCCACAACGAACUGUGAAGGCGGUGGAUUCUGGUACCCUCAGCUUCCGCUUUCAAGCUCAUCAUGUUUAUUCAAAGCACAAGGGCGGUUCUAGCUCCUGAGGGAGAAGUUUUCAGGACUCACAAGGGCAGCGCACAGGAUUCCACUGGUCCCUCCAGACUGCGCAUGCGUUCCUAGGAACCGAUUGCCUGGGCUUCUCACCAGCCGCUGGCCAGCACCAGUCAUCUUUCAGUUCUGCUCACCGAGCUAAACUUACCUUUGUAAAUCUUUUGGAGGUGGGAGGAGGGUGGGGAAACGGGGGCUUCAUUAUUUAUGGAUGGGGGGGCAAAAUAAGAACUUUCAGCAUUUUGUAAACAUUGUUGGAUUCUCUUUCAUGUACACGUUCUUUUUUUCAAUACUUUCAGAAACCUUUUUAUAUAACUGAAUUUCAACCUAAACCAAAUCCGUUGAAACCUGGCUGAGUUUAGCCUGGGACUACUGUCAGUCGUGUUCGCCCUGUGCCAUAUUUGGAAUUGCAGCAUUAGCCAAGUGUAAUUUUGCGAGUCACGAUAUUGCCUAACUGUGUGUCAUCCUUCGUUGGGACUGAAGAACUUGUAAAUACUGCCUUUCUUUGAAUCCAUGUUUUUACUUUUGCACGUAUUAUGAAUUGUUAAACAAAUUACUUUUCACCAGCAUCUUUACUGUUGUUACCAAAAAAAAAUGUAUAUAAAAGAACGGAAUUGAAAAAUAAAAUAUAUAAACCUACUUAGAUUUGAAUGAAGUAGUAUAUCUGAGCGGAUCAGUUUUGUACAUCAUGGUGCCCACGUGUUUGCAGCAGUCAGCCCUGGAGAACUGUGUGUGGUUGGUUACACUCCAGGGUUGAUGGGGGCUUGAUCUCCGAGAUUACCCUGUGCAUCUCUGUAAACGACAUGGAAGUAACUGGUGCUUUACAGGAAAGGACUCGUUCUGUUGACAGAAACACUAAUCGUUCAAGUGAUCCCAUCCGUCUCCCAGGUCCUCCAGACCCACGGGAUUUCCUCCGAGUGAGCUGAGAGGCAGUGCAUGAAUGGUACCGCACAGACCUGUGUGACAGAGUCACACCAGCAGACCCAAAAAUUCUCCAUGCUCACAAGUCGAAGAAGGGGAUCCCUGAGCCACUUUUCGGGAGCUGCCAAUGUGGAGAGAUUCCUUUUCCUAUUAAAUAUUUUGCCUUGAUUUUUUUUUUUAAGCAUCUGGAUGCACUUUAAAUGAAAGCCCCUGGUUAUUUAUAAAUCCAUAGCUGGCGGUGUUUCUUUUGUAAGCAUGCACUUCUAGGGGAAAGGUAAAUUAUUUUGUCAGGCUUUUGAUGGACUUUCUAAUGCCAGGAUUAGACAUUUGUUCAAGGACCGCUUUAAAAAUAGAAAGUUUAGUGGCAUGCUGUCGGAACUCUGGGGGAAAGUCCCACCUCUUUCCAUGAACUCUCUAAUGCUUUUCUGACGCAGGACUUCCUUUGAUGUGCCAUAGUGGGGGUUUAUUAUCAGCCCUUUGCGUUUGUCAUGAUUCAAGGUAAAACAGGGUCCGUGACAUCUGCCGUGUCCAAUUCAUUUCUUUGCAUGACUCUGCUAAAGAAGCUUUUUGUUAUUUUUCCUUUUUUGUUGUGUUCAGUAUUUGUACAUUAACUUGCACUUGUUACAUGUGAUAUGAAUGAAAUAAAAACUUAAUUACAGA
Molecule: messenger RNA, 4775 nt
Organism: Myodes glareolus (Bank vole)
Lineage: Eukaryota; Metazoa; Chordata; Mammalia; Rodentia; Cricetidae
Source: RefSeq, a predicted model, not a curated record